Messenger RNA from Quercus lobata, 2031 nucleotides. Its product is annotated as CBS domain protein with a domain protein (DUF21). The coding region runs from base 120 to 1613 and encodes 497 amino acids. NCBI's taxonomy places the organism in Eukaryota, Viridiplantae, Streptophyta, Magnoliopsida, Fagales, Fagaceae. Gene Ontology annotation, cellular component: cytoplasm. The transcript has 13 exons. Gene Ontology annotation, biological process: magnesium ion homeostasis; intracellular manganese ion homeostasis. The record is from RefSeq and is a predicted model, not a curated record.
AAAUAGACACACAGUCACACUCUUUGUCUUUGUUUAUUUCUGAACCUAUCUCGGGCUCGGUUUCUUCGGUACUGUAAUCACCACACCACCGAACUCCGACGACAAAGAUCUAGACGUUCAUGAUGAUGAAGAUGAACGCGGCGGCGAACGGCAUCGUUUUCGAGGCGGAAGAUACUCGCUUCGGUACGCCAUGGUGGUUCGUCUACGCCGGAAUUUCUUGCUUUCUGGUCCUCUUCGCAGGUAUCAUGUCGGGCCUCACUUUGGGUCUCAUGUCAUUGGGCCUCGUUGACCUCGAAAUCCUCCAACGUAGUGGCACUGUUACCGAGAAAAAACAGGCUGCGGUUAUUUUACCGGUGGUGCAAAAGCAGCACCAGUUGCUGGUUACUUUGCUGCUGGGUAAUGCUUGUGCUAUGGAGGCCCUUCCUAUAUAUCUGGAUAAAAUUUUUCAUCCAUUUGUUGCCGUUUUGCUGUCUGUAACUUUUGUUCUGGCUUUUGGAGAGAUUAUUCCACAAGCCAUAUGCUCAAGAUAUGGACUCGCAGUUGGUGCAAACUUAGUGUGGCUUGUGCGUAUUCUAAUGAUCAUCUGUUAUCCAAUUGCUUACCCAAUUGGAAAGGUUCUGGAUGCCGUACUUGGACAUAAUGAUGCGCUGUUUAGACGAGCUCAAUUGAAAGCCCUUGUCUCUAUCCAUGGCCAGGAGGCUGGUAAGGGGGGUGAACUCACACAUGAUGAGACAACAAUUAUCAGUGGAGCACUGGAUUUGACUGAAAAGACUGCAAAGGAGGCUAUGACACCCAUCGAAUCAACAUUUUCCUUGGAUGUCAAUUCGAAAUUGGACUGGGAAGCAAUUGGAAAAAUUCUUGCACGAGGUCAUAGUCGUGUCCCUGUCUAUUCUGGAAAUCCCAAAAACGUUAUUGGUCUCUUACUGGUGAAAAGUCUUCUCACAGUACGAGCAGAAACAGAAACUCCAGUCAGUGCUGUUUCCAUUCGGAGAAUUCCUAGGGUUCCAUCAGACAUGCCUUUGUAUGAUAUCCUCAAUGAGUUUCAGAAAGGAAGCAGUCAUAUGGCAGCUGUUGUGAAGGUUAAAGGAAAGAGCAAGAACCCUCGGCCCCAAGGGGAGAAAUUUGAGGAAGAAAAAGUAGCUAAUGGGAAUUCUCAAGUAACUGUCCCCUUCCUAACCAACCGUGAUGAUAAAUCAGAAAGUGUUGUCGUUGACAUUGAGAAACCUCCAAGGCCUAUUACAAACAAGCAAAAUGUUCAUAAAAAUGGUGCUGUCACAAGCAGCUUGCUAUCUUUGUCUGAGGAUAUUGAAGAUGGGGAAGUCAUUGGUAUCAUCACCCUGGAGGAUGUUUUUGAAGAGCUUCUGCAAGAGGAAAUUGUAGAUGAGACAGAUGUGUAUGUUGAUGUACAUAAAAGGAUACGUGUGGCUGCUGCAGCAGCUGCAGCUGCUUCGUCUUUUACACGCCCUCCAUCAUAUCGGAGGCUGACUGGUCAAAAGCCUGCAGGAGGUCAAAGUAAGCAAGGACAAGCCCUGAAGAAGUUUGGGGAGGAUGAUUCAAAUCCAAUGAAGUUUUCAGAGAGUCCAAAGGAACCUCUUCUGGGAAACAAGAGAUAGUUUGAGAAUUUUGCUUGCAACAAAUGGCCUUCGAAGUUGGAGGUUAUUGUUUCUGUAUUACACCAACCAAUGUAGUUUGCAAAUAUUUAUAGAUUUUAGGUUUGUUUUUUGGGGUGUGUGUGUUUCAUGUGUGAUAUAUGUCACAUACUGAAAGUAGUUUUGUUUGUAUGUGAAAUUUUGGUCUAGAUAAAUUGGCAGGCUUUACAAGGUUAUGGCAAAGGGCCGUUGUGGUAGGACAAUCAUCAUGAAAGAAAAAGGCUUGUUCCUUUCUACUAUACUAUUCAACUUAUUUCCAGAUGCUAUCUAAAUGAAACAGAACUUUUUGAUUUUCUUAACAUUGGGAUGUAAAAGACUCUGGAAGUUUCUCUUUCAGAAAUGCUACUAACCCGUGAGAUAAACAAGCUUGACUUAGGACGUG